This is a messenger RNA of Exophiala viscosa, 1047 nucleotides long. RefSeq lists its product as uncharacterized. The record is from RefSeq and is a predicted model, not a curated record. NCBI's taxonomy places the organism in Eukaryota, Fungi, Ascomycota, Eurotiomycetes, Chaetothyriales, Herpotrichiellaceae. The transcript has a single exon. The coding region runs from base 1 to 1047 and encodes 348 amino acids.
AUGACGCAAACAACGCCUCCAGACAACAAGCAAUCCGCUUUCCUAAAUCUUCCCGCCGAAGUCAGGAAUUUGAUCUACAAAUUCGCCUUUGAACAGCCCGAGCCCUUGCACCUUCGCUGUCCCUCGCAAAGACGUCUUCGCGCGUCGCGACCAUCCGAAGACGAUGGCAGAGCAUUCCUCGACACAUGUCGCCUAAUCCGCUCCGAAGCCAUCACUCUGUACUACAGUCUCAACGCGCUCGUCUUUCGCUCAACCGAGCAUGUCCUCGCGUUCGUCGCAGACCCGGACAUUCACCCACUCAUCAAAUCUUCGUUAACGCACAUCGCCGUGGACUUUGGGGAUAGCAUUGACGCAGACGCCAUUCUCAAGGACCACAUCAGCCUGGUUGACAGCUGCGUUGGCAGCCUGCCACGUCUCAAGGCGUUGGAAACCCGCUUUUACGCGCGGACUCUGGACGCAUGUUCGUCGUCGCAUUUCCGCACACUGGCACUCGCGUUUGACGGAUUGGACGCCGAUAUGAAUGCGCCUCCCUCGCCUAGACCACCACGCUCGCCGCGCCGGCGCCGGUCACGACGAGGAUCUGUUUCGAGUGAUGGCUCAACUUCACCGAGUUCCACGUGCUCGAGUCCGUGUUUGGAUAUUGUUCCCGAACCAGAGCUAAAACCAGAACCGCUGCCACAACCACUCCCAAAACCUGAGCUCGAUAUGUCUGCCGUCCAGGCCGAAGUCCUCGAACAGUACUGCUUCAACCCCUCUGCCGCACUGGCGUUCACUACAUCAAAGCUCAAAUUCUCUGUGGCCGCCUCUUCUUACAGCUACCCACCUAACAAACACGACAAAUUAAUCUGUUACAAUCUCCGCAUCAGCGCCGACGGGGUGCGCAACGCUCUUGGGCCAGCCAAGGAGGCGGUUGAGCAGCGGUUAAGCCGCGUGGGCGUGCCGAGGCGACUGAGCGAUUUAUAUGAUAUUGCUGCUGAUGGCGGAUUUCAUCAGAGAGUCCGGGCGACAUUGGCGUCCUGUUCGAGGAUUGACGUUGGUGUUUCGUAA